GAAAGAGAAGGUAUCAUGAUUACUCCAUUGCAAGUACUGUGAACUGCUGUGUUGAGUAUUUGAUGUUGCAGAUUUUAUCUUGUCAAACGAGGAAGCAAGUAAUAAGCGUAAGUUAAAGACGAUCAAAACAAAGAUGAUCAAAAAUGAAAAUGCUUUACUAACAACGCCGCAAAACAAGCAUACGAAGAAACCGCAAACAGAGCCUAUUUUCUGGAGUCGAUUAAGACGUUGAGAAAAGUUGUUAGAAAAGCUGAAUCAUUAUCUUAUCAGGUAAACAAUUCCUUCGCAUAUAAAUCAAGGUUAGGACGAGUUUCACCGUAGAGCACACUGAUAGUUUUGUGUGCUGGCCGGGGUGAGGAAAUGAGUCAUGGAGGGUAAUUCGCCGGGUAUACGUUGGUUAGAAGGAAAGAAUGGGUCGUCACCGACUUCUCCGUCAUCUUCGACGCGGCGCACGUCAACAUGCGAAAACUCGCAUAGAAGCGUGACAUCCUCAACAAAUUCACAGCGGCGGCAGCCACGAGAGCGAAGGAGGAAGGGCGUCCCACAUGAUCACAGCUGUAGUAGUCCAGUAUCUACUUCUGUAGCUGCAGCUGCUGGCCUCGUUGGGGAUGAAGACGGAGUAGAGGUAAUUGGUGGGCAGGCAAAGAGGACGAGAAGUAGUGAGGAUUCGAGUGGAGUAUUGCCUAGUAGUCGAGAUCCCAAAUACGGUUUAUCUGAAGUUGACCAUCGCUCACGUCCAAGGAGGAGACGAAAAGGAAAAGAACCGAACUCAAAGGAUUUUCAAGAUGGAAGUAGUUCCAAAAGAAAUAGUAUUCAGGAGUACAACUACAAUACCAUGACAACAUCAGAGGGAAAUGAUAGCAGGUCUUCAAGAGGGGGUGCAGUGAGAAGCAACAGGCCGAGCCGUGAUGGUUCUGCCCGAGAGCCGACAGAAGGAAUGAAUGGGCGGCAAAAGGAUUUUCAAGAUAGAAGUAGUUCCAAAAGAAAUAGUAUUCAGGAGUACAACUACAAUACCAUGACAACAUCAGAGGGAAAUGAUAGCAGGUCUGCAAGAGGGGGUGCAGCGAGAAGCAACAGGCCGAGCCGUGAUGGUUCCGCCCGAGAGCCGACAGAAGGAAUGAAUGGGCGGCAUCAAAGUUGGCGGGAUCCAGAGCGGACCUACUCAACUCUGGAAAUCGUAACUUCCUCGUCACGUCGCAGCGGUAGACGAUCCAGAAAAGCAGAAAAAUGUACCGGGGAGGUCGACGAGAGAAGUGACGCUACGGCUACCACAUCCUCGUCUACACUUAGAAGUGACGGCGACCGCUCAGGGAAAACGGUCGAGUCAGCAAAACCAUUUGAAUUUUUACAGAGAUUUCGUUCGUCAUCUGCCAAGGGCAUAGGAUCGACAACGUUGCCUAGUACAGCUAGAGUGCUUCGUCCUGGUACUCGGCGACUAGCUCAGUUACAACUUAUCGCGACCUUAGUGAUGUCGCAUUUAGUAGGCUUUUUGCUGCUGUUUUCAGCAGUGCCACAGCACAUAGCGCUCGUUGCGGCCGAGAUUGGGCCUUCGAAACCUCCGAUUCUAGUUUCAUCAGAUAUCGGUCGCAUUGUGCUGCGCAUGGAUCCGCCAGAGCGGGCAACGGGCGGCUGCGAGGUCACCAUGGAUAAUGGGAACGGCGGACCCGUGUCGAAUUUGGAGUACAGCGGUCCGUGUGUUGAUCAGGUGAUCGUCGACGGACUAGAUGUAGAUAAGAACUACCGUUUCCAGAUGCGCGGCGUGGAUUCAGUGGGAAACCAGGGCCCCCUCUCGAACAUGGUGUCCUACGUGUCCGCCGGUGUACCGGUGUACACUCCGACGCAAAAACCAACCUUGACGAAAAUCGGGGCCGUCGACGUCCGCGUCAGCUGGGUAAUGCCAGAUGAGCGGGGAUCGCCGGUCUUGGGUUUCGUUGUGAUGGAGGACGUCAACAACCAGAACAACUGGAAAGUGCUUUACAACGGUACGACGGAACCCAACGUCUUCCAGACCGAUGUGCGCGGCCUAAUUCCAGCCAACAUCUAUCGUUACCGCGUAUACGCAUUGAACCGAGUCGGGACCAGCGGCAACGCGGAAAAUACUAUCCAAUUGGCGCGGAUGAUGGCUGCGCCCGAUUCCAUUGCUGAAUCCGUACCUAGCACAGCUCAAUCGAACGCGGAGACGCUGGUGCGCGUCCGAGGCGUGGAUCCUUUGACCAACAAAGUGGAGACACAAGGAGAUCGGUUCUUCAUUUUGAGUGUGCAGAAUCCAUGCGAAUUAGACGUAACGGGUCAGAUAUGCGUUCCUGUGACGAGCGAUCACCCGAAGUAUCGAACGGAAGACCUGCUGGACACGCCAGUCUGCUGUAUGCCAAGUAUCGAUAGGACGGACGGAUCGUAACCAAAUUUUUACACUUCUAUCUGCUCCAAUUUCUUCCCAAGAAUUCGUUCUUCAUAUCAGCCAUCUUCGUUCAACAUGUUCUCGCGUCUCGCAUUUUCUUUGCUUGAGGGCUUUGCUUGUUUUUUCGCAGUUCAAUCAUUUACUCCUGAACAAAUAUACUCUCCAGCUACGACAUCACCGUGACGCUGCAACAAAAGGGUUUGUUCUCCCUUACAGUUCAGUCGCUAGAGCUUGGCGGUCUUCUAGGUCAGUACUGGGACAAUCAGUGGUACUACGGUUUGCCAAUCGAGACACGGCAGGACGGAAAAGUUGACUUCGAGUGGGGUUCCAAUGCUCUUGCAGGAUAUGCGAGUGACUUUGUGAGCGUUCGAUGGACAGGUUUUCUGGUACCGGAAUUCACGGAAACGUAUACAUUCUACGUAGAGGCUGACGAUAGCGCAAGGUUGUGGGUGAACAACGUACAACUUUUUGACAAGUGGUCAGAGUCAUCGGCUGAAUUCUCAGGCAGCAUUGCGUUGGUGAAGAACCAAUAUGUGCCUAUCCGUCUCGAGUACAAGGAGGUCUCCGGCAACGCAACAGCGAAGUUCAGUUACGCCUCCUUCUCGACGCCGCGACAGGUGAAUUAUAGUUUGUACUAGUUUGUCAUCAUUAAAAAUACUGGCUCUCAGCAUCUUUCAUUGCACCAGAAGUCAGUGAGCUGUGGUUCUUGUGUACUUCCAUCUUUUUUUUCGUCAUAUCCGUAUUUCUUACUUCUGCAAUCUCCCUGCCAUAACAGAUCAUCCCCGAAGACCGUUUGUACAAAGCCUUGUACGUGAACGGCGUGCCCACCGAUAUCGAUGUUUCAGUCGGCAUUGUUGACGCGCGGAGGUCAGAAGCUUACGGCACCUACUUAAGCAGUGUUUCUGCCGGUGUGGAGCGGUUCUUCUACAUCCAGGCGAAGGACACGGCAGGUAACAACAUCAACACGAACACCGACUCAUUUGAAGUGCGUUUUGUUGGACCGAUUGCCAGUGCGAACCUCGUUGUGAACAGUAAGCCGGUCAACAGCGACGCCAAGGACGGUUUGUACAUCGUAUUUUUUUUGCUCCAGGUGCAGGGCCAGUACGAGGUGCGCAUCACUUUGGGCGGAGUUCCGCUGGACGGGUCGCCGUACACGCUGCAAGUUGGAGCUGGAAAGGUGUCCGCGGCUCAGACCUCGGCAGCAGGAUUGGCGACGCAGCAAUUUAUCGCAGGUUCUGAGGCAACGUUUGAUGUUAUCGUGAAGGACGCCAACCAAAACGUCUUGGAUGAUGGCACCCUUGAAGUCACCAGUGCUUUGGAGUGGCUCAGUUAUGUUUCGGGUGCACCAGGCUUGUCGGUGACCGAUGACACGACGUUGUUGAACCAAGAGUUCGGCACGCAGUUUUUCGGUCGCGCGCAGUACCAAGGUGCGGGAACAUACAAAAUGAGCUACAUCGCGCUGCGCGAAGGUAGUUACAAGAUGUACGUCAGGGUCGCGGGUGUGAACAUCAAGGCAUCACCGUUUGAGCUGAGAGGGUACACAGCGGAGUCCUACUCCUUGGCGCGUGGACGCUUUGAGGAGGUUCCAUACGCACCCAAGUGCCGCACAUCCGCGAACUCGCCUCCAGCGAGGCACCAAGCUGGUACUGAUCUCAGCGUGUUGGUGCAGCUUCGUGAUGCGUUUGGAAACGCGCUGACGACCCCGGUGUUCGAACCGCCGAAAGUCACAUUGCAGACGAUUCCCGCAACCACGGAAACCGACGAGGAGGUCUGUUCGAACUACAAAGGCUGCAACGAUGGCACCAACAACGUGUGCAACUCUUUGCGAGGUGUGUACGAAUGUCUCAUCCGACCGACGUUCGCAGGUGCAGACCGAUUUAUCAGUAUCAAGAUCAUGAACGUCGACGUUUCGCGCAACGACAUCGUCGGCAACAAGACUGUAGUCACUCAAGGUCCAUUCCCGAUUUCCAUUUUGCCAGGCACAUUGGACCCAAAGAAGACGACGCUCGUGAGCCUGCCCCAAAGCUAUAUUGCUGGCACGCCGCAAGCCGUAUUGCUGCAGUGGAAAGACACCUACGAGAACAACUUGGUCGAGGCGCCGACUCUGACUACCUUCACAGUGACUAUGGGCGGACAGCCGGUCGAACACGUGAACAACGGAAACGGUACCUACACGUUGAUGGUCGGAAGCAACAUCGCAAAGAACAAUGUCACACUUGAUGUUAUUGCGAACGGACAGCAUAUUUUCGGAUCGCCGGCCAUUGGCCUAGUAGUGAACCCGGGGCCUCCCCAUGCCGAGGGUUCGCAGUGCUAUGUGCCAGCUGCCAUUGAGGCAGGAACUCCCACGAAAUUGCCAUGCGAUAUCAACGAUAGGUUCGGAAACCGUCUUACGGCACCUGGUCUCUUUGUGCUCGGCGAUGCGCGCUUUAUGCAACCCCCGUUCUACGAGUUCGAGAACCAGGCGGCGUUCAACGAAGUGAGCAAACAAUAUGACGUUCUUCUGACGCUCCAGGCACAGGGUGUUUACUCUCUGACUACGCGGCUGCAGGCGCCGGGCGGGCUUCUCGCGUACUACUACCGCGCGCCAGGUUUCGAAUCACUUAUCGCGCAGGCUACCGACACGAACCACAAAGGCGUGCCGGUCACAGAGUACACUCAAGUCGACAAACAGGUUAACUUUGUGUGGCCAGCGGAGCCUGUGGAGAACUCCCCGGAGGACUACUUCUCCGUCAAAUGGACUGGUUUACUUCUGCCCAUCGCAACGGGCACGCACGUGAUCCGAAUCGAGGCUGACUAUGCCUGUGCAGUAAUGAUUGAUGGCCAAAUGGUUAUCAACCGGUGGACCUCGACUGGAGCAGUAAGCGACCGUGCGCAGGUCUUCCUCACACAGAACCGUCCCGUUCCCAUCGAGGUGCAUUACCGACAUCAAGCCGGCACUGCAUACAUUCGCUUAUACUGGUCGAGCACUGGAUUCCAGGACCAGCUGAUCCCGGACUUCAGUUUUUUGUACCCGCUUAAUAUCCUUCCACAAGACACGACUACGCUAUGCAUUCCCGCGGAAGCGAGUUCGAUCUCGCUAGUUUGCGCCCCGAGCGAGGGCCAACCGAGUCUCACUGCGUUCGGAGAGUGCUCAAUCGAUGUCUCGACCGCGCAGGCAGGAACCUCCAACACCUACUUUCUGCACACGAAGGAUGCGUUUGGAAACAUCCGCUCCUCAGCGUCACAGUUACCACUUGCGGGUUACAUCGACACUACGCCACCGACACCGCUGACGUUCUAUCACCAUCCGACAAUCUUCGGUGUGUACGAGAUCGUAUUCAGCCCUCUUCAGAGUGGAAGCGGGAAACGGCUUUACGUGACCAUCAACAACAACAAUCUGCAGCAAGUGACAUACGUGAACAUCCUGCCCGGUGAGCCGAGCCCAACCAAUUCCCUUCUCGAAGGAGCGGGACUGUUUGGUGCCCAGGCAGGGCAGACGGGACGCUUCAACGUGACUUUGCGCGAUACAAACAACAACCCAACACAGAUCUCCGAGGGUCAGGAUGUGGGUACCUCGCGACCAGAGAUUCUCUGUUACGACAUGGGUCUUGGUGUCUUUGAGUGUCGUUACGAGUUCUACAUCGCGCGUCAGUACGAUAUUCAGGUGUACGUGAAUGGAAUGAGUGUGAACCCAGUGCCGCCUGGUAUUUACAGUAUGGUGAUCACGCCGAAGAAUGUCGACCCGGUCUCGCGUCGCGUCUACUCCUUCUCGCACACAACUUUCUUCCCGCGCAUCCAGCGCAACCUCGGUUAUCGAGUCACGUUUGCCGCUAAGGACGAGUUCAACAACAAAGCGAAUCAAGACGACACAAUCCAAAUGGUGUGCGAGGCUGCAGGGCGACGAUCGGUGAACGCUUUGCUGAACAGUGAGAUUAUUCCGUUCGAGGUGAAACAGCUCGAAGGCUGGCCGGGUGAGUUCGAGAUGAACUUCAAGAUCGGUUCCGCACACGUGACCGGUGACUACCAGGCUGAUUGUUUCGUGUUGAAGCAAGGCGGUAUCAACGGUCGCUACUUCAACAAUCUUUGGAUGCAGGGGAAUGCGAGCGCUCUCACGGUCGAUAAUCAGGUGAAUUUUAACUGGGGCACUGGUUUGGUGUCCGGUGAAGCUGCGGAUAUGGUGUCAGCAAACUGGGAUGGUUACAUGUCAGUUCCGAUCGCUGGUUUCUAUACUUUUUAUCUCACCUUCGACAACAGCGCCAAGCUGUGGAUCGACGAAACCAUGCGCGUCAGCUCGGACGACGCUGGUGUCAUCCAAGUGGAGCCGAUCUACAUGACCAAGGAGCGACUCUACCAUGUGCAGGUGAUGUUCCGCGAGGUGACUGGCGACGCUAGCUUGAUCCUGGAAUGGGAAUGCGCGACGUGUGGUAUCGCGCGACAGGCGGUGCCAGGCCAACAGUUCUUUCACUCCAAACUGCGUAUCGGAAACUUUCCCAAGCCCUUCUUAGUGUGGGACAAGCCAGGACCACCAGAGGCGUUUUAUCGUGACAACCCGUUCUGGAACACAGCCGAGCUGCGCUGGAUUCCGCCCCUGGAUUCCGGUGGUGUGAACAUCGUUGGCUACCGCAUUUUCCGAAAUGGCGGUGGCGGCGACGACAACUUCAUGCUCAUGUGGAGUGGCGAUGAUCCAAGCAUCUAUACCUGGACGGAGAGCGGUUUGGAUGCUACGACUCUGUACAAGUACCGCCUCGUGACCAGGAACGAAUUCACGGAGUCUGACCCGUACGAGAUUACGAUUCAACCAUCUAUUUUGCCGACUCGACCGGUUGCGCCACAACUCACUGGCGCGGAAUCGGUCAGCGGCUCGCUUGUGCUGCGGUUGGAUCCGCCGGUCGGUUAUGAGGAGACGGGACGCAGUAACAUUCUGUUCUAUGAGCUGCGAAGAAACGACGGUUUGGGUGGCACUGCGGACAUCAUUAUGCAGGGUAAUGUGGACCACGACCCAACCAAGGAUGCCGGUCUGAACGCGUUGCCGAAAACGGUCACGCUUUACGGUCUCAUCGUCGGCCGCACCUAUAUCUUCCAGGUCAAGUACGCAACUGUGGUUGGUUGGUCGCCAUUUUCGCUGGCGAUGCAAGCGCGCUGCUGCGAGUUCAUUCCGCCGCAAGAAGCGCCCCAGAAUCUCCGUCGACAUCCGACCUUGUGGCAGACGGACAACGACAUCUCGAUCGAGUGGGACCCCGUGACCGACAUCGGUUCGACGAGUCUUACGAGUUACCGUGUGUACCAGGACGAUGGCACCGUGGAGACUGUCUACGACACGCCCAGUGGCGACCAGACGUAUUUGUGGCGUUCAGGUCUGAUCGCCGGCCGCGUCUACCGAUUUGCCGUGGCUGCGGUGAAUGCGGCUGGUGCUGGUCCACGCUCCGAGCGUGUGACACUGGUUGCAUCCGAUCGACCAGGUCCGCCAGUUUUCUUUCCGGGCACGGAAUCCAUCGUUUCGCAGUCGCCAACGACCAUUCACAUUAAGUGGAAGGCCCCGACGUACACCGGGAUUGCGGGUAUCUCCGGUUACAAGGUGCUUGUGGACGACGGCGACGGCGGGCCCUUAACGAAUCUGGUGUACGACGGCAGCAAGCAAUCCUCGGUUUUGGAAUACGCGCACUCGCCGAAAAAUGCCGAUGGCAGUCCGGCUUUGAUCCGCGGCGCCACGUACCGAUUCCGCGUGGUAGCAGUGAACCCAACCGGCGAUGGCGGUACCACUGUGACGUCUUUGGACGUGCUGGCCGCGAGCAAGCCGGGACGUCCAGGACGACCCCUAGCGGAUCCGUACCAGACGAGCAUCAAACAGGUGUACCUGAUGUGGACGGCGCCUGACGACAACGGAGCACCGAUCACGGACUAUGUGAUUGAGCGUAGUGCGAAUCAGGGUCAGACCUGGACUGAUCUCACUGCUUCGGUAUCCGGCUACACCAACACGUUCUGGCUUGACGACGCUGCCAUCACUGCCCAGAAGAGCUAUCAGUACCGAAUCUAUGCAAUCAAUGCUGUGCAAACUCCGCCGGGUGUGAUCUUUUACUCUUCCGAAGCGACUCUCGUUGCUGCCGCCGUGCCAAACACCCCCCGUGUGUGUACUUCGAGUGCAAUCUUGCCAGAAGGCUGCGCCUCUGGAGGCUGCAGUUGCGAGAUCGCGGCGGUCGCGAGUACCGAGACAACGAUCACAGUCGCAUGGGCGGCGCCACCCAGUACGAUUCCGGUCACCGGCUUUUUGCUCUAUGCCAACGGCGCUUUGCUCUACGACGGUACCGGUAACAUAGGUACUUUAUCCUACACCCUAACAGGUGGGCAGACGGGAAUGAUCUACGAUUUCCAGCUGGAAGCGAUCUCUGCAGCUGGUGUCAGUUUACGUAGUUCGCAGCUAUCUCGAGCGUGCGCUAGGCGUCCCUAUGCUCCGGAUCCGCCGACUCUUUUCUCCGCUUCCCGCACUGUCAUCACCAUUACAUGGAAGCCGCCGAAGAACAAUGGCGGAACGCCGAUCACAGGUGCGAGCUGCUUUGAUUUGCUUCGAACUUUUGUUCAGUUUUCAAUUCAGCUCACUUCGUCUAGUUUUUCUUUUGUAGUGCCAGCGAGUUCCGAUAAGUCAAAACCUACCUGCGUACUUUCCGCGUGGAUACCGGCAGAGGGCGAGCGCUUAACCUCCUUAACAACUACACUAAAAGCCCCUGCGAUUAUUUGAAAAUGGACAAGCCUAGGAGUAAAGGCGGGCGAAAUUAUACACCUAAUACCUGCCACCGCGAACAGUAUCGGUCUCCCCAUAGUGCGCCUAUAGUGAGUGCUAGAAUUGUGGGCCGCGGAACGAUGUCCGCACUAUCAAACUAAUUAUUUGUGUAAGGGCCCUAGGUGGAGCUGCGCGGCAACUCGUUGCGUUUCUUUUUUGUAUCGCAAGCGAGUUCCGUAAAGAACCUGCCUACAUAUUGUAGCGCCACGCUUAUCCGAAAGGGAAGCGCUUGCGCCUUUAUCCGAGAAGUUGCCGGCGACGGACGGGGCUGAGUCCCCUGCAGUAAACGCUAAAACUCAGAUCCGUCGACUUUAUGACGAUCAAGGUUGGGAGCUAAGGCUAAGGCAUUCAACUGCCACGCGGAAAGCCGACUAAUUCUGAGCUCUUUACUUUGAACUUGAGCUAUUUGUUAAAUGCAAACUUUGACUCUCCGGAGCGGGAGUGCUAACGCGGUGGUUUUUCAAGGAAUACUGAUACUUACUAUGUAUAAGUUCGUUGAUAGUUUGACUACUUUCUCGUAUAGAUGUCACUCCAUGCCACCAUCAUUGGCCAGACAUCGCUAACCUGACCAAACUUUGACUCUCUGCAAUCAUUAGAGCUUUUCUUGAAUGAAUUGAGAUACUGGGUUCAUAGACAUAAACUUCAGGUUACAUUAUCCAACGAUCGCGCAUCGACGCGAAUGAGUUUGGUACAGUGGACUGCAUUUAUGGUGCCGGCACUUACAUCUCUACGCUCCCGCCGGACAUGCACACCUGUCCCGAUGACUCGAUCGCAGACGAAACCAAAUGCCCGAAUCGGUUGUGCAAGUACCGCGUGCUGGCGUUGAACGGUGUGGACGAUUUGAACUUUGCGGAUGUGUCUGGUUUCACGAUUUUCAAGGGUGCGGACCCACCAAAUGCGCCCCCGCUGGCUGCAAUUGAGCGCGAAGACCCGACCGAGGCAACUUCAAUCAAGUUGUUCUGGGGUGCUGUGAUCAGCGACAUCAACAACGGUGGUGACGCGGUGACAGGGUAUCGCCUGUACGCUAACACGGGUGUGGACGACGUUCCGCAGCUCAUCUUCGACGGGCUGGGUAGUCCAUCGAAACGUGAAUUCUUGCACAGCGGGCUCACCCCGGGAUUGCGCUACCGCUACCAAGUGUCAGCGAUCAACCGCGCCGGAGAGGGUACACGGUCGGAAGUCGCAAAAUUCUUGGCAGCAGUGAAUCCGAUGGCUCCGAGCAAGCCGCGUCUGUUGAAAUCGACGUCGGACUCCAUCACGAUUUCUUGGGAUCCGCCGCCAAGCAUCGGAGGCUCGUACAUCACGAAGUACACCGUCUGGUACAACGAUGGAACAGAUGGCUCGCCGCUGUCGAACAAGCUGGAAAUCUGUAACGGAGCGAAAACGGACUACACGAUCGACCAGCUGACCAAGAAGAACGCAUUGUACCAGUUCCAGGUGCAGGCGCACGCAGCGUGUCCGGGAGACGGUUUGAUGCCGCCAGUGUGCGGUGGUCAAGGCUACGACACGACAGUCUGUUUGGGAACCAGUUACUUGUGUCCAGCGGGCUUCAACUACUGUACAUUGCCGAGUCCUAAGGGCCACAUUUCGCGAUUCUACACGGCGCAAGCGCCGAGUCCCGUAACCAACCUAGAGAUCCAAGCUGGCUCGUUCACGAAGACGAGCGUGAUUGUGCGUUGGUCCGUCACUGACACCACCGUGGACAAGAUUCCGAUCACGGGAUUCAAGGUUUACCGCGACGACGGUCUCGGCGGCGACUACAUCCACACGGACAGUCUGCCGACUUCUAGUUCUCUAGGUGCGUUCAGCGACAAGGUCUCUGUCACCGACUUGGGAAAUCAGUACGAAUUUUCCAACCUCGUUACAGGACGCAGCUACCACUUCUACAUAGACAUUUGUAACGGUGUGGGCUGCACGCCGAGCAAUGUGCUGGGGCCGGUGCCAAUCGCGUCUGUGCCAGGCAAACCGCCAGCGCCGACUUUGAAGUCGUCCUCUGCGAGUCCUAUUCCGAAGAUCGAGUUCAAUUUGUUCUAUCCCGAGGACAACGGCGGUUCUGCGAUCACAGGUCUGCAACUAUACAAGGAUGACGGACAGAACGGCCUUCUUUCACCGUGGUUGUCGGUGGAUCCCUCCGUCUCGGUUUACACAGAUACCAAUGUGAUUGCUGGUCGCACGUACCGAUACAAGGUCGUCGCGCUAAAUCCUGUCGGUGAAUCUGUUCCUUCACUGGUGAGCUCCUUUUUGGUAGCUGGUCGGCCAAGACGUCCACUUUCGCCGACGCUGGUUUCGCAGAGUCGAGACACCAUCACUGUGCAGUGGCUUGCGCCAGCAGAUAACGGUGGGAGUGACAUCACGUCUUUCACAUUGUACCGCAACGGCGGUGUUGGCGACCCGGUCACGCCAGUGUUCAAGGGCGCUGCGUUGGAAUAUAUCUCUACGAACCUCCUAACGUUCAAGAACUACCGUUUUCAGGUGUCCGCGACGAAUCAAGUCGGCGAAUCCGAUUUGAGCGAAGCCGCAGACUUUUUGACGAUUCAGCAGCCUGGCCAAGUGGGAACGCCGGUUUUGGUUGACUCUCUCUGUGGAACGACUGCGGGAACAGCGCAGGUGCGAUUCCGCUGGACAGCACCGCGUGACGAUGGCGGCUGCGCGAUGGAGAAGUACCAAAUUUUGAUGGACGGCGUGCUGGCGCCGAGUAAUGGUCCGACUGAGGUAGAUGCUACCGUUACUUCAGCAUUGUUCAGCGGCCUUACUUGUGCGACACGGCCUAAGUUCACUGUGCGCGGUAAAAACUGCUUGGGCGAAUAUGCCGGCGAGUCUGCGGCUCUCUUUGUGCCUAUUGCGUCGUUGCCGUCGAAAGUUCUCAACCUUAAAGGCGUUCCGGUGGAUGCUAGCAGCAUUCGUUACACAUGGGACAAGCUUGUUGGCGAGAUAAACGUGGGAUCGAAGGACCCCAAUGCGAUUCUUGGGUACGAGUUGUGGCUCGACGAUGGCCUUGGUGGCUCCUUCAGCCGUGUAUACGACGGUUUCUACAAACCGCAUACCACUGAGUACACUUCCGUUAAGCUGGUGAGUCGUCGUGUGUACCGUGCGUACGUGCUUGGCGUGUCGGCCGCCGGAAAGGGUCCACCUUCGGACAUCGUUUAUGCAAUUAUGAGUGUCGAACCAAGCGAGCCGAUGAACGUGCAGGUGUCUGCAGCGCUGAUUCAAGUGUCCGGAUCUGCGUCGGCCGAAACUGUCGUUAGUGCUGACACAGUGCAGGUUUCCUACGAACCUCCGCUUGCCGAUGGUGGCGAGUCGAUCACAAACUACAUCGUGCAAUACGCGAUCGAACCCACGUUCUCGAACUGGACGACUGUGACACCGAACCCAGAUAACACGCAGUUAUCUGUACAGAUUGGCGGACUUCUGUCUGGGAAAAUUUACCAGUUCCGUGUGGCCGCGCAGAAUAACGCCGGCGUUUCGCCAUUUUCGAACGUGAAGGCGCACAUUGUUGGUACGCCGCCGACGGCCGCGCCCACUGGACUGUCCAUUUCUGCAUCCACGAUUUCGUCAUUGACUUGGAGCUGGCAGAGUCUGGAUGUGAAUAACCAAGGUGGUGCAGCGCUGAAUGGGUAUCGGCUCUAUAUGGACACCGGUUUAAACGAUCCGAGUUUGCAUCUCGUCUACGAUGGAAUAGGAGCACCUUCCGUGACGCAAUUCACGCAGUCGGCACUUACGUGCGGCCGCACGUAUCGAGCGCAAGUGUCGGCACUGAACUCUAUUGGCGAAGGACCUCUGAGUCCGAUCGCCUCUGCAAACCUGGCGAUUACGCCAACGCAGCCGGCGAGUGCGCGUGUUGUGAGUUCUACCUCCAACCAAAUCGAUCUUGCUUGGGAUAUCCCGUUCGAGACGGGUUGCGCCAUGAUGGAGAGCUACCGUGUUGAGCGUGACGAUGGUAACGGGUUCAACAUCAUCGCCGAAACCAACGCGAGCACGCAGGCAUACUCGGAUAGCACCAGCCUCGCCACUGGCGACAUGUACAUCUACCGUGUGUCUGCACGCAACGUUGCUCGCGCACAGUACGGUCUCUAUUCGAACUACAUCACUGCCUAUGCAGCCACCAUUCCUGGGUUGCCAGUCAAUUUAGGGUUUGCAGGUGCAACAACGCGCACAUCGGUCAGUGUGAAGUGGGAGCAGCCAACCCUGGACAGCGGCACUCCGGUCCGUCGUUACAAGGUUCAGAUUGACGAUGGUCUAGGCGGAGACUUCUUUGUUGCGACUGAGACAACGGCGACAUUUGCCACGAUUCGUGGAUUGAUCGCCGGGCGCGCAUACCGCGUGCGGGUAGCAGCGGAGAACGAUGUGGGUAUUGGUUACUACACGGAACCGAUCUCGCAGGUUGCCGCGCAGCUGCCAGGGGCCAUCGAUGUGCCACAAGUGCAAAGUACAGGCGUUGCUGGAGAGUUCUUGGUUUCCUUCCUUCCGCCGACAGAUAACGGUGGUAUCGCCAUUGUCGGGUACAAGGUUUACUACGACCAAAAUUGCGAGCAAUAUGACGGAUCUGCUGAUCCCUCGACCACUUCGGUCGUGACCCUGUGCGAAGUCGGGCGUACAUACUCGAUCACCGUGCAGGCUAAGAAUCGUCUUGGUUGGGGACCGCACUCAAGCCCCGCCGUGCGCGUUUGCAGCGUCGAACCUGCGGCGCCAACCGCGAUCGCGUUUAAGCGUUCAGUCCCUACCAGCGAGCUGGAGAUGGUCGACACGCGGACGCCAACGAGCAUGAUUCUCUCUUGGGACGAGCCAGCGAUUACCGGAGGCAGCCCAAUUUCUGUGUACAACCUGUACCGUGACAACGGAGCUGCAAGCGGUGUCUACUCGCUCGUGUAUCAGGGAAAUAAGCGCGAAUUCGAAGCCCGCGGCUUAAUCAAUGGUCGAAACUAUCGUUACUACGUGUCUGCUGUAAACGGUGUUGGUGAGUCUCAGCGAUCGCCCAUUUUCACGGCGGAGAUGCGUUGCGCGCCACGGGCGGUGUUCACUGCGCCGGUGCGCAAAGCGGCUACGGAGUUUUCCGUAACGAUUCAGUGGUCUGAGGUGGUUUCUGAUUGUGGUGCCAUGGUCACCAGCUACCGCGUAUACCGCGACGGUCAGCUGAUCUACCCGAUCUCGAACCACUUUCUUGGCACGCCAGUUGCACACGCGUGGUCCGGCAGCCAGCAUAGCGUUGUCGUCGAGUUCCGCAGCGCAGUGGCCGGUAAAGCUUGGCUCAACGUUGUUUUGCCGAGUCACGCCUUUACCGCUACCAUCGAAUCCGUGAAGAAAGGUAGCGUAGCGCUUGGCGACAAGAGCUGUAAGUAUGUGGAUAAUGAACCCCUGGACAUCAGCGCUGGAUUCACGCGUGUGAAACUACACAACUGUAACCUCCCAGUGUCUUGGAAAUCGCCUGCCGUGUCCUAUUUCUCGGCGCUGCUCUACAUCGAAUCCAGCACUGGUCUGGACGGUGACGGGACCCUCUCUCCGGCAUUGCAGUUCCCGGUUGCGCGACCCAGUAACAGCUUCCUUAACUAUCCGGUUGCGUCGGCAGUGAGCAAGGACGGCUUGACCAUGAAAUUUACAACGGCAUCUUCUAGUGGCAAAGUGUGGGCCGCCGUUGUGGCUGAAGUAAACAAGACACUCGUUACGGUCGAGGCCCUCAAGGCGAAUACCUAUGCACAAGGCGACACCACGAACUGCACUAUCUCGGGUGUGUUUGUUGCCGGCAACGAACCGCAGACGAUGACACUAAGCAUGUGCAGCAUGUUGGGUGACACGACUUACUUCUUGUACGUGUAUGCUGAGAACCAGGGCACUGAGCUGAACAAGGGCACUCUCACAGAACCAAUCGCUUUCAAAGUGGCGCCAAGCAAUAGCUUCACGGUGAUCCCUGCUUUGCGGGAAACAGUGAUUGGUCGCGCGCCCUCGAUGUCUAAUCUUGUGGUCGGAUUCACCGCUAGCGUGCCAGGUACGGGGUACGUCCUCGUGUACGAGUACGCCUUUGCGAAGACCAUCACGAAGACCAUGGCCAAAGCCGGCACAGAAACUGUGUGUACCGGGACCGCUGCGAUCACGGACGCGCUCGUCGUUGGUAAUGCUACGGCGGAAAACUGUCUAUUUCUCCCGAACAAGAACUACAAGCUGUACGUGUACAUCGAAGAUGCACUAGGUGAGACAGACGGAACAGUGUCGCCGCUCUCACUCGUGGUCGCCGCUAGUCCGGAUGUGACAAACUACUUUUCCGUGCUGCCGUAUGUUGCUAACACGGCCACUGACGUGAGCAUCCAGACCAUCACGGUCAAAGUUGUUGCUUUCGCAAACGGCAAAGCGUGGGCAGGACUUGCGGAGGAGCUGCUCGGUAGUUGCAUCAACAUUCGGAGUCUGCGGGAUGCUGGCCAAAUGCAGGUUGGGAGCGUGAACCAGUUGGUCUGCUGGAAACAAAUGUUCGACAUUCCCGGCGGCACCGAAACAACAGUUUCGCUAACCAAUUGCGACUUGCGAGGUAGCAGCAACUACCGCUUCUUCAUGUACAUCGAGGAUCUCAACUUCGUGGCAGACGUGUACACUGGCGUUCUGUCGGCGCCGGGUCUGCCACUGACUGUGCCUCCGUCGAACGGGUUCCGUGAGCCGCCGGCGCUCACAGCGGGCGGCGUUGCUCCGGACGGUGUUGCCUAUUCGUUCAACACGACGGCUGAUGGCUUCGUGUGGGCGAUGGUAGUGGAGCGACGCAACACGGAUGUGAUCGAUAUCGCAGCAGUGAAAGCGGGCAUUUUUGCAAUGGGUGCGACAAGUUGUCGCGCGAUUGGAGAAAACGCAAACAUGACAGAUUCGCCAUUGCAAGUGACUUUGACCGGGUGCCAGCUCCACCGACAGCGCCUUUACUCGGCGUUCUUGUACGUAGAAGACACGCGCGGCUUGAAUGAUGGUGACCUCGUCGGCCCUCUGGACCUGCAGAUGGAAGACUACAGCAACAAUUUCAUCGCAGGACCGUACGGAGCUUACCUACUCGGGGAUGUGAGCAGCGAGAGCGUACGUGUGGCCUUUACAACGAACGGGACAGACAUGGUUAACGGUGGUCGCGUCUGGGUUGCAGUGUAUCCGGCCACUGCGAAGGUUGACCCCGCUGCGCUCAAGGGCAACUUACCUUCUAUGGGCAUUAACAGCACCGCCUGUCGCGCGGAGAAUCUCUCGAUUACGAACGGCGUGGAAACGUUCGUUACCGUCACUGACUGCGGCCUGAGUCUUGGCACCGUUUACAUUGUCUAUGUCUACGCGGAGGACAUUCACGGUCGCAACGACGGUUUUCUGAAGGCGCUGGAGGCUGUGGUUCCGGUUGGGUUGUCCAAUUCCUUCGUAGAUUAUCCAGUUUACAAGAACGUCACCGUCGAUAGUUUAGACUUUACGUUCCAGGCUGCGACAGUCACCGGAACGCUGUUCACGAAGUUGGUACCCACCAACGCAAUCAAGCCCGGCAUUGGUUACAUAAUCGCGAAGGCACGCACACCCGUGGACUCUCUUGGCAGCACAUUAUCGACCGCGAACAACACGUGCAUGUUGAUGGGAUCGCCGAUCGACAACAGCGUGCAGUCUGUGAACCUCACGGGGUGCAGCAUGGAUCCCGGCAGCUACUUUCACCUGGUGGUGUACGUUGCAGACGCUGACGGCCACAGUGACGGCACGUUGUGGGUGUCGAAGCCGAUCGAGGCACCGCCAGGCAACGGGCUGACAGAUGGUUACCCGAGCUUUCACAUGAUGACGCCAGCCGGCUUUACGGUGCGCGGGCAAGCGAUGUCCUAUGGCAAGAUCUCGAUUCUAGUUAUCACUAAAGCUGCUUAUCAUUUCAACCCCGCGCUGAUCACGAAGAAGAACAUUGUUCUCGGAAGCUACGGUCUUGGCGGCAACGGCUGUCGCAAGUCGCGCAUGGCGAUCGAUACCAACAUACAAAACAUCCCAUUGAGCGGUUGUGGACUAAAAUACGGAGAGCAGUACAAGGUGAUGAUAUACGUCGAGGACAUGACAGAUCCGAAUGGCGGACAGCUUACGGCGAACGACCUGAUGAUGCCUGGGUCCAAUACUUUCGGGAUAGGCCCGAUCCUCCUUGGUACCCCGGUGCCGUCCUUGGUAGACCUUCAAAUCCAGCCGGAGCUGAACGGUCUAGGGUGGGCCGCAAUUUUCACGGAAGCAGAGGCCGCAACUGUGUCAGUUGCUAAGGUGAAAGGCGGACUUGGCAGUGUCUGUUUCAUGGGCAGCCAGGCGCUGACCGGCAAUACCAACUACACAUUCGCCAUGACCACUUGCAACGCUUUGGCGCGCGACACCAAAUAUUUUGCAUACGCGUACAUCACGGACACGAAUGGCAGGCUCGACGGGUCGUUGUCUCCCGCCGUGAGUAUUGAGAUGCCGAGCAACCAACAAUUCGAUUUGCGAGCACCUCCACACGCGGUUAAGAGCACCAUCACGCGUGACGGUAUGACUGUGCGUGCUACGGCGAAGUUGGAUAAGGAGAGCUACUGGUAUAUCACUCUGGUGGAUCCUGCGUUUGCGCACUCGGUUACCGUCGCGAGCAUCAAAGCUGGCACCGGAGGCAUGUGCAACACGGGUAUGCAGCACAUUCCGACGCCUCCGUACACCACUGACCGCACCGCAACACUUGCAGGCUGCAAUCUGCAGUUUGCGAAAGUGUACAAGCUCUUCGGGUACAUCGAGGACAGCUCAGCGAACAACGGUGGUUCGGUUUACGGUCCGAUUGACUUUGAUAUGGGUCCAAGUGACAGUUUCCAGGUGCGGCCGUACCUCUACAGCACGCCGACGACCAACGGCGCAACCUUCAAGCUGCAGAGCACGAAAAGCACGGGCAAGCUCUGGGCUGUGCUGACCAACAGUGCCAACGCACCGGUGACGAACACGGCUCACAUCAUUCGUGGCUUCACCACAAGCUACUCGAGCAAUGCGAACUGCCGUGUUUCGAGCACCAUCAUUGCCAGCUCGUCCUUAUCUACGGCUUCGUUCACAACUUGUGCUUUAGCCGUGAAUGAGACGUACCACGUGACUUUCUACGUGGAGGACACGCUGAACCGGUACGACGGCCAGAUCGAUUCGGCGUCGUUCUAUCUACGCGACCCAGCCCCCUCGAACACGUUCACAAAGUACCCGGAAGCAACCGGCACCCCGACAGCGUCUACCGUGACCUUCAACUUCCAGACUACCGCAGCUGGAUUUGCGUACUACGCGAUUGUGAAGCUAAUGGACGCAGCGUCGUUUGAUAUUGGUGCGAUGAAACUGCUGAACUCGCCGCUGAUCUCAGGAGCGUACAACGACUUCGACCAGUGCCGCGGCAACGGAACCAUUGGCGCGGGAGUGUCAACCUUCACAGUGAAUAACUGCGUCCUCGCAGCUGGCACGGAUUACCGCAUUCUAGUGUAUGUGGAAGACAGCGCGGAGGCGAAUAAUGGAGAGUUGACCACAACAGGUGGAAAGCUUAUCAAUUUGGCGUACUCGUCGACGGUGCAUGUCGCACCAGCGCAGCUGAACGCCACGGGCGACGCCAUUGGCUUCUCCUUCACUCCAGCGAUCGCGGGCAAGGCUUGGGCGCGGGUGUUCCCAGCGAGCUACGAGCCCACUGUGAGCGAAUUCAAGACCUCGACGUCCUCGAUGGCGCGCGGCGAUUUUACGACUUGUGGACUCCAAGACUUGGCGGUGAAUGCCAUGACAAUCGCAGAGGUAUACUUUGCCAGCGGUUGCGAGACUCCGGCGACAAACGGAACCUUUUCCGUAUUUGUAUACGUGGAGGACAACAGUGGAUCGAAUGACGGACAAGUGGCCAGCGGACCAUUGAACAUCGGGUAUUCCGCGAAACUGCUUGUUCCCCCAGUGAUGCACGGAACACCGACUGCGAGUAACGUGUACGCCUCAGUGACGCCAGAUGUUGCGGGUCGCGCACGGGCCAUCGUCGUUGAGCCUGCACACAUUGGCAAUGUCACUGUGGACGACUUCUUCGGCACAUAUGGUCGCGCAACGACGUUGGCUAUGUGCCGGAGCGCUGAGUUGCCUACGACAGUUGCGGGCGAGGUGAACAAGCUCGUUGUGUCCAACUGCUUGCUGUCUCACGAGCGCACUUUCGCUCUGAUGAUCUACGUUUCGGACGACAAGGGAAGUUACGACGGUUUCCUUCAGGCGCUUCCAGGAAACUUUAACGUUUCGGCUGGGACCUCGAACUUGUUUGAUCGCUAUCCCAAGAUCACGACCCCAAUUGCGCCGAACGGCUUCACGAUGACGUUUAGUCCGCAGAAGUCGGGCGAAGCUUACUCGAUCGUCGUCGAAGCGGCACUGGACAAACAAGUCACUCCGAAGACCAUCAAAGAUCGGUCUUUGCUGUCCCCGCAGUCUGGUGUCAAGUGCUUCAUCGAAGCGGACCCCAUUUCGGAACUCGUGCAAGAAACGUACGCGUUCUCAGGUUGCAAUCUGCAGGUGGGACACAUGUACAAGGGUUUUGUUUACAUUAUCGGAAAUUACACCAGUGGCGAGGACGGAACGUUAUCGCCUGCGUUCAACGUCGAGAUGCCGGCCAGCAACACGUUGACCAGCUACUUUCUCACAGCGCAGCCUGUCACGACUGAAGUGCUGGCGUCAGUAACAGCUGAGACAACGGGUAAACUCUCUGCGGGUGUGUAUCCGCUGACAGCGUUCUCGAAUGCCAGCACGCUGCUGCCGAUUUCGACGAUCCAAAGCGGCUUCGGAGCUCACUGCAGCAAACUGGCGCAAUCCGUGACUGCGGCUACGCCUCACGCCUUGAAUUUCGCUGGCGGAUGCAACAUGACCGCCGGCGUGCGCGCCGCUUUAGUUCUUUACGUUGAGGACACAAACAACAACAAGGACGGCACCCAGUACUACUUCGAAGUGACGCCGCCAGUGAGCAACAGCUUUUUGGUGCCACCGUAUAAUCCAGAGGGAACCAACGCAUCCGCUGAUGGCUUUUCGUGGAAGUUCGCUGCGUCUGGUCCCGGCAAGUACUGGGCAAUGGUUACGAUCAAGCAAAAGACGGGAGAGCCGUUGCCGCAAGGUCCGCAAAUCAAGGCUCUGCAGGGCGCGUUCGGUAGCUUCGGUUGUCGCAAGCACAAUGAGCCACUGAGUAGCUUUGGUAGUUCCUUGAGCAUGAUCUCGCAUGACUUCACCGACUGCCAGUUUACGAAGGGCUUUGCAUACUUCCUACACGUUUACGUGGAGGACGACAACGGACUUGGUGACGGCGCUGUUGUGUAUCCGCCAGUCGAGAUCCAUAUUCCGCCCAGCAACUCUUUCGCGGUGGAGCCGUAUUUAUCCAGCACUGCCGUUGCCGACGGCGUGACGAUCGAGUACCAAGCCACGGAGAGUGCGGGUCGUGCUUUCGGCGCCAUCUUUCCGCUUUUCCAGUACCAGCUCGCCGGAAACGAUGUGGAUAAUAACUUCAACGAAACUGUUGCCUACCUCAAAUCGGGUCUCUACUCGGUCGGCGGCGAGUUGUGUAACAAGACCAGCGUCAAUAUUGGAGACACGCGGCAGUCGUGGACUCUUUCCGGGUGCGGUCUGGCUCCGAAGACGCCUUACAAACUGCUCGUCUACGUGGAGGACACGGCUGAGGUGUCCGACGGCACGCUAUAUGGCAUGACCAUCAACAUUGGCUCUGGUGCACCGAGCAACUACUUUGUUGCCUCGCCUUCAAUGUCGGCGGUUACCACCGACGGCAUCAAGUUUCGCUUCACAACCGUCGCGCCGUCAGGCUACCUGUGGACGGCGAUUGUGGCGCAGCAGCAAAGUUCAAUGGUCGCCACGUUCGAGGACGUCAAGAGCGGCAAGUUCUCGCAAGGUGGCAGAAGCUGUAAGCAGAGUGGGGCUCUGGUCACGAACCGAGCACCUUACACCACCACGUACAAGGAUUGCCGCCUCGCGGAAGGUGCUUCGUACCGACUCUUCGCGUAUGUGGAGGACGCCGGAGAGCAGAACGAUGGCGCAGUUUCUGUCACGGCGUUCACUGUGCCAGCAAAGGUGGCAGCGAUUUCCAAAGAUCCGCUUGUCCGUGAGUUCACAGACACAAACGGCAACGCGGGUUUCGGCCAGUUGCUGCCGGGCACAGCACACUACUACCAUGUGCGCGCCGUGAACAAGAUCGGAACUGGCGUCAAGUCGGCGAAGUCUAACUUGAUAUAUGUUGCGGAUCGACCAGCAACGCCGCAACCACCAUUGGCCCUGCACAAGACUAGCUCUUCCGUGUCGCUCAGUUGGUUGGCGCCCUAUGCGUCAAACUUGCCGAUUACAAGCUUCAACUUGUACAUGAACGCGGGCGAUGGAAAGGAUGUCUACACCGAAAUUUACCGCGGUCUCUCCAACUCGUAUGCUAAAACGUCACUGACAACCAGCGGCAAGUACAAAUUCCGCGUGGCUGCAACCAGCGCAGUAGGCACUUCAGAUUUGUCAGAACCGGUCGAGGCCACUCUGUGUGCAACGCCGACGGUGCCAACAAAUCUGAAGAUUGUGUACCGAAGCCCCGUGUUGAUCCAGAUCAAGUGGGAGGCGCCACUAGUCGUCGGGGGCUGUCCGGUAGAAGCUUACAUCGCGCGACGGGAUGGCAUUUUGCAACUGGAACAGCAAACCACCGAGUAUUUCAUCGACCCAGCAAGUCCGGGAACGGUGUACAAAUUCGCGGUGCAGGUGCGCACAGCUGGUGGCCGCUCUGCCUUCACGCAAGAGGUGGCUAUUGUGGCAGCAGAAGCGCCAGCGAAGAUGACCAUUCCAACGGUGGUGUCUGCCGAUCAGCUUCACGUGAAAUUGUCGUGGACGGCGUUGCCUCAGGACCAGGACGGUGGCAGCCCAUUGCUCUUCUACCGCGUCUUCCGCAACAACGGACUCGGCGGAAGCAUUUAUGUGCCGUUCAACGACACUGCGAGUGGCAGCGGGGCAACGGGGCUUACAUUGUACACCAAUGCGGGGCUGAGCGACUAUCUCGUUGCUGGUCGGCAGUAUUGCUUCACCGUUGCCGCGAUGAACUUGGUCUCCUGGACGAACGCGUUGAACGAUCAGCUCCCACGCCAAUCCGAUCCAGUGUGUGCGUACACAGCCGGUGCCCCCGACGCGCCAGGCACGAUUUUUUUUCAUCGUGUCACCAAGGGCGAGCUCACCGCGUACUGGCCGGCGACCGUGGAUGACAAGGGCUCUAGUGUCGACUUCUACGAGUUGUGGAUGAAGACAGCCAGCACCGACUUUUCGAUUGUUGCGACGAACGCUGCGGCAGAUUUGGACCAUGUCAUUAGCAACUGCCAGUUGGGCAUCACCCUGUUCUUCAAGGUACGGGCGCACAACGCAGUUGGAUGGGGUCCUUAUUCGCCUGAAGUGGAGGGAACUUGCGCGACCGUUCCGGACCAGCCACUGGCACCGAAGCGGGUGACCAGCACUCGCACGGGCAUCACCGUUGCGUGGGAUGCACCAGUGAAUAACGGCGCCACAAUCACCAGCUACAAGCUUUACCGCGCAACCGCAGGUGGACCGUUCGCGCUGAUCACAAACGCACUGGUCAAAGAAUACGACUCGGUUGGUCUCAGCCCAGGCACUGAAUACCGUUUCCGCGUGUCCGCUGUGAACAACGCCGGUGAGUCUGCUGUUUCCGACGCAAUUCUGAUCCAAGCCGCUGGCGUGCCAGGUUCGCCGACGGGCAUCAAGUUCAGCUAUGCAAGUCGCAGUGGCACUGUGGUCUCUUGGACGCCGCCAUUGGACGAUGGAGGAGCACCGAUCACGCAGUAUCAGGUGUAUUAUGGACUGUUCUCGGAGUCGCCGAUGGCAACGACAGGCCUGCUGAACCGUCUGGCGUGGACAGGAGCAGGCACCGCGACUGAUUUCCUUUCGCUCGCGAGCGGAAAUCGCUACAAAUUCCAGGUAGUCGCGCACAACCAGAUCUCGCUUAAUUUCGGAACGAGUGGCGCGCCUUCUGCAGUUGCAGACUGGUAUGCAGCGGUGCCGCCAGGUGCACCGCCGCUGUAUCUGAAUGACAGCAGCAUCGGAAGUAUCACCUUCCAAUGGGACGACCCACUGGACGAUGGUGGUGCGGCGCUCACUGCCUUCAAUCUCUUUAUUGAUGACGGAGCUGGAGGUCCGCUGGCCAAGGUAUACACUGGUCUUGGAAAGCAGUUCAAGAUUAGUGGACUGGCUACGGGCUACACGUAUCGGGUGGAACUUACGGUCGAGAACCAAGCUGGCGUGUCGGCGCCGAGCUUCCUGAACGCAAUUACGUGCGACACGCCACAGGCUGUGCGCAGCUUCGAAAUAACGUCGCGUUCAGAGCUUGCGACAACGUUCUCGUGGGUGCAACCCCUGGGGGCAAGUCAUUGCCCCAUUUUAGGGUACAUUGUCAAGGGAGGGUAUCCUGCGAACAACAUGGUGCAAAUUGGCAGCACGGACGCCGCAGACCUCACGACCUUCACGUACACUCAUCCGACGCAGAAUGAGUAUCGCUACUAUACAGUUUCUGUGGAGAACUUCAAGACAAAGAACUCCUUGGCUACUGGCGUACCGUACUCUCCAGCGAUUCUCGCCUUGACCGCUGGCGCGCCCACAAAGCCAUUGGAUGUGAAGGCUGCUGCGAUCAACUUGACCGAUAUCACACUUGCUUGGUCCUCGCCUUUGUCCAACGGAGGCUCACCGAUCACGCAGUACUACGUGUUCAAGAACGACGGCCAGGGCGGCAACAGCUACGUGGAUGCGCUGGGCAGCGGUCAGACCAUCACGACUCAAACCGCUACUGUCACCGGCCUCACAACAGGGUACUUCUACAAGUUCCAAGUGGCUGCUAUCAAUCGCGUGGUGAUCGACAACCCGUUGAACGACGUGACGCCACAGUUUAGUGACCCAUUUUCAGCGUUCAUUGCGGUCACACCGGGUGUCCCGGACAUGCCAGAGGUGAUCAAUGGAACGCGCACUCCAACUGGAAUCACCUUGCGAUGGAAAGUUCCAGUCUUAGCCGAUGGAAUCACGGAGGACAACGGCGGCCAGCGCAUUACAGGCUACAGACUUUACCGUGACGAUGGCGUUACUGGCAUUCCGAACAUUCUGAUCUGGAACGGCGAGAACCAGGCGACAAUCUUUGAGUUUGCUUCGACUGGUCUGAAUCCAGGUUCAAACUAUGUUUUUGCAGUGGCGGCAUUGAAUACCGCGGGAGAGUCGGCGAAGAGUGAUUACUUGUAUUUUGCUGCAGGACAGGGUCCGAGCUUUGCGACAGCACCUCGCAGGAACUUGGUAGUGACACCAACAGACUCCACUUCUAUCGCUCUGGAGUGGAAUGUUCCGGAGAACUUGAACAACCAAGAAGUUGAGUUGUACAAGGUCUUCCGUGAUGAUGGUGCUUAUGGGGACUUUGUUGAGAUUGCUACGACAACCAAGCGCAAUUAUACUGUCACUUUCAACGAGGUGGCAGACGGAGUCAACGGCACCUAUCCGAAUCCAGACAGCGGCUUCUACAGAUUCGUGAUUCAGGCGAAGAAUGCGGUCGGAUUUGGAGCGUUCUCACCCGUUUUCCGAGUGCAGAUUUGCGGUAAACCAACGAACCCGGAAAGCUUCGAGUUCAAGGAUUUCUCGGAUGAUGGGGUAUCUCUGGUCUUCUCGGCGCCAACAAGCGGCGGCUGUUUCACGCCGUUCAUCACCAAAUACCGUAUCUUCAUGAAGCAAGCCACCAAUGCGUACUUGCAAAUUUACGAGGGCGGCCCGUCAGUCUUGGAAACCACACUCAACAGCCUCACACCGGGCGAGACCUACCAGUUCCAGAUUACGGUGUCGAACUACGACCAAACCAGUGACCCGUGGCCGCCAAACAAGAUUCUCACGGUAGGCGCUCCACCGCAGCCGCCAGGCAUUCCGACGUUCGACCCCGAUGCAGCAGACUCCAGUGUCAUCAAGCUCAACUGGGCCGCCGCUUACUCCGUCUUGUCGGUGAGCAAGUACGAAUUGUACUACGACAACGCGCAGAUCGGCGCCAUCGACCAGCUGUUGUAUUCAGGAACCGCUCUCACCUUCACGAAGACUGACUACACCCCGGGAAAUGAGUACAGGUUCCAAGUUCGUGCAGAAAAUCUGAACGGAUUUGGAAUUCGCAGUGGUGUCGGCAGUUGGUACGCAAGCAAGAACCCGCUUCAGCCGAACAACUUGGGCUACUACGCAAGCACUCCAAACUCGAUCUUGGUUGCUUGGGAUCCACCGACACAGCAGAAUGCAAACGACGCGCCACUGAAGAAGUACUUACUUACUUACAAAAUAGAGACUCAACUACAAUUUGGAUUUUCGUUGUGAUCUUUUUUCUUCUUGAUGGAUUCUCUUGUUACCUGUUCAGUAACUAAAAAGAGUAUGUCAUGGACAUGAAAAGAUAGAAACAGUCAAGAUAAUCUUGAAAAAACCUAUCACAGGUAUGUCAUCGGGUACAAGGAUAUGACCGCUGGUGGAGAUGAGAAAUUCAUCAACAUUCCGCCUGCGAGUCGUUAUGGUGGGCCAACGGAGGACUUGGUUACCAGUAACACGAUUCAGUUCCGCAUCCAGGCCUGCAACAUUAACGCGUGCGGUCCCUACACAAGUGUCGUCAACCUCGUGGUUGGUGGCUUACCUGAGAAACCCGACGCCCCGAGUGUCCUCAAUUCGACUAGUUCCGAGAUCACGCUGCAGUGGUCCUACGCAGGCAAAGAUAAUGGCGGCGUGACCAUUCAGAAGUUUGCUGUUUUUGUGAGUGGUAAUAGUGGUUCGACGUACGACCUGGCAGGCUACACGCCGAGUGCAGCGGAGACGCAGUUCACAUACGCGUGCCCGGCUAGCGGUGCAACGUUUUACUUCAAGGUUGCCGCGAUGAACGGCGUUGGUGGCUCUGCGACCAGCACGGGUGCGUUUUCCGACUCAAUGGCGCUUGUUUGCACGGGCCCGCCGCAGACACCGGCCGCGCCGACCUUGACAGGUACGCAGAGCAGCAUCGUGGUUGCACUUUAUAACCCUAGCGUUUUGCAGUUGAACGGUGCCACACACACUGGCUGGGAGAUUCAGAUCGACGACGAGAACGAUGCAGAUGACAUUUUUGAGGUGAUUCCUUUCAAUGACGCUUCGUCAUUGUCCUACACCUACACGAACAACGUGACCACGGGACACGCUUACCGUGCCAAGAUUCGAUUGUGCAGUUCUGUUGGAUGUUCGGCUGCUUCCCCAGUAUCCGCGUCGAUCAAGGCUGCUUCGGUCCCGAGCGCAGUCGACAACGUUCGUGCGUUGAAUAGCGACGACGGACAGAUCACAGUCGGCUGGGACUUCACCGGAAGCAACGGUGGAAGUGCCAUCACCGCUUAUCUCUUGUACAUUGCAGAUGCGGAUGGAAACACCUACACCGCAACCGUGAGCGACCCGAACGUGAAGCAGUACUCACAACCGUGCGCCCAAAACGGUUUCAAUGCUGCGCGAAAGUUCUUGUUUUUCAACGUCGCGGCACAGAACGCGAACGGCAUCAGCACGCUUUCAGAGACCCUGGCUCGCCGAUGUUCGCAAGCUCCGGCAACACCAGAUAUCCCAACUUAUGUGUCCAGCACAGCGACCUCGAUUACGAUUUCGUGGCCCACACCGGACAUGCACGGUGCACUGCAUCUGUUCACAACAGUCUAUGUCGACAACGGUGCUAACGGCGCCUUUGGCACUAUCAAAUUGACUGACAUCUCGCAAAACCAGUACACUGCAACGGGGCUAACCAGCGGCAACUCGUACCGAUUUAAAGUGUCCGCUACAAGUGAAGCAGGGCAGAGUGCUGAGUCGGGCAUUCUUAGCAUAGUAAGUGCCACGGUGCCGGGGAAAGGCACGCUGGUGAAGGCCGAUAGCAACAAUGGCGACAUCACACUCACCGCAGUGAUGCCGGAAUCCACAGGAGGCUCGCCGCUUACUGGGUAAGGAAGAAUUCCGGCUGUUUCUUUUACUUUUACAUUCAUGUGUUGUUGUUGUCCGAACUGCUUUUCUCUUUUGAUUAUUUUGACCGAUAAGAAUUCGCCACGCCUCAAUCUUAAACUGACAUCUCCCAGGUACAAAAUCUACGAGUCAACCGAUGGUGUCAACUUCGGAACGAUCCCAGCGCACACAAAUCAGGAUUUAACGCAGUUGAACUUCACUCGAACGGGAUGCAACUUUGGAGACAACUACUGGUUCCGUAUGUCGGUUACCUCAGGAGUCGGUGACGGUCCGUUCUCAGACUAUAUCCGCGUGAGGUGCUCGGCGCCGCCGAACACGCCGAGUGCGCCCACACUCUCCUCAUCGACAAAGACCAGCAUCACUAUCGCGUACUUUUUGAUCGAAAGCGAGCCAGCUUAUGAUUGCUUAGAUCGCUGUUUUGAAAUCGAAUGAAGAAGGCGUGAUUAAUCCGUACACAGCUACAUCAACUCGAUCUAGCUUCCGAGGUGGUAGAGACUACACAGAUUUUAUGAUUCUUUCAGCAAUGCAUUGUGCCGUUUAUAAAUCGUGAAAACUCAGAUACAAUUACGGCAACGUAGCGAACCUGAACAACGCAGUGUUGCAGGGUUACACCGUCUACAUUGAUGACGGCAACGGUGGUCCUUUCCUGAGUUACUUCGUGGUCGAUGUAACGCAGCAAACUUACGAAUUCACCAACCUCGUUACAAGUCUCCCCUACAGAUUUAUGGUUCAGAUUCACUCCGACGCGGGUAUUAGUGCUACCUCCCCCACAGCCACCUUCUACGCUGCCGCUAGAGCAGACAAACUCCCAGACGACAGCCUCUUUGUGCAGGCGAGCACAGCAAAUUCUAUCACGUUGGCGUGGACGCAGCCAAGCGCGUACUGACUCACCCGUUUCUAGCGAGUUUGGCUUCACGACUUAGACUCAUGCUUUCCUACUUGGCUACUGAUUCAGGAUCUAGGUGGAAUGUUUAUAUACCUGCUCUUGUGUCGUUGCGACCUAACCCUAAGAUGGAAUCAUGUAUUUCCACGAACUUCAACCUUCUUUUUCACCAGCUACGACGCGGGCGGUGCCUCUGUGACCAACUGGUUGGUUUGGGCAACGUCCGACAGGGAUCAGUUCACACUGGAUGAAGCAAGCGCUGCCAUCAAGACGAGCAGCGGUGCCGUUUUCACGGGCACGUUUGUGCCGUGUCCAGUUGCUAACGCAUACGUCUUCUUCAAAAUCGCAGCCUUGACUGCCGCCGGCAUCGGUCAAUUCAGUGAGGGUCGACGCUUCCGCUGCUCGCCAAAGCCAGACCGACCACAGCCUCCGACGCGAUUGUCAUCGACCGACACCUCGAUCACAAUUCAAUAUGCACCGGGCAACCUGAAUAAUGGUAAGAUAAAGAUUUAGACUGGAGAAAUGAUGUAGUUACUCUUCCGUAUACUAGCAUACGGAGUUUGUACGGCGAUUAUCGGCUCUUCUGGUUCUACUCGAACCUGCUGCGUCCUCAUCAGCGCGGCCUGGCCGCAGGAUAGAGGACCCUCAGCCACCUUACCCUUUGUAGGACGAUAAUAGUUAUACUAGGAAAUGUUGUUGGAGUAUUCGUAGAACCUUUUUCCUAGUGGACGAUCAGGAUUACAUCCACCUAACAUCUUUUCAGGUAUCCACUACGGCUAUGCCAUAUACAUCGACGAUGGUCAAGUAGGCUCCUUCACGCGCACGUUCAUCGGGGAUACAAGCAGCACCACUUUCACCGCCUCAGGCUUAGCCACCGCCCUUGGUUACCGAUUCCGCAUCGCAGUCGUCUCCGAAGUUGGCGAGAGUGAUCCUAGCAAUGUGGCCACUUUCUAUCCGGGUAGCCGCGCCGCCGCACCCAGUCCGCCAUACUACAUCGGUAGCACAGCUAACACUUUGACUGUUGGUUGGACGGCGGGCACUAGCAGUGGUGGCAACACGGUCAUUAGCUGGCAACUAGAGGCCACAAACAAUCUCGCUAGCUGGCCUGGAACCGUUCUGGCGACCGGUGCUAUCACCUUGCAGGCAACAGUGCUGUGUAACAACGUGAAUAACCAGAACUUGGUCCAGAAUUUCGUGUACCUACGAGUGGCGGCAGUAACCAAUGCCGCUCUGGGCUAUUAUUCACCGGAGGUCCGCCUCUUUUGCGCGCUUGCGCCAGCAAAACCAACCUUGUCCGAGGACAAAGCGGCCUCCUCCACAAGCGGGAUUAAGCUGACAUGGAUCGAGGGAGACCUCUACCAAGCGCAGCUGCUGGAAUACAAAGUCUACGCCAACGAUGGUACAUAAAGAGAUCUAGUUUCAAUCUUAAUCAUGGAAAACGAGUUUGUAGGUACUUUCAUUUUUUCAAACAAAUCAAAUGCAAAAGUAUCCGCUUUUAGUCCUUCCUCUGAGAUCCUUCAUUCUAUUCUAUCUCUGACGCGGUGAUCUCCUCCAUUUCCAACACACAAACCUUCUCUCGGUCUACUUUGCAGGUCUGGGAUCGGAUUUGAAGCAUGUUGCGACGGUCACCGACAGUUCUCAGCGGCAUUACGUUUUUACACCGGCGUUGGCCAACCGACCAUACAAAUUCAAGGUCAGUGUGGUGUCAUCAGUUGCAGAGGGUGCACUUUCAGACGAGUACUUUAUUUCGUGCCAUGUAGAGGAGAGGAGAUUCCAAGUAGAAUGUGCAGCUAGAGGUUUCUAGGUUUCUCUGACAGCACAGAAACAGAAUCAUAAUCGGUAGCUCUCGUCUCGCUCUCUACCUAGUAUAUUAUACUCAACAUAGUAAUUCAUUUUGCCCUUCACAGAUACACUGGCUGGUCGUGCGGUCUUCCAAAUGUGACGAAUAGUGUACCGACCGUGAAGAAAGGUCUUGUGGUCGGAAACUCAUUUCAGCUUUCUUUGCGGUGGGGUGCUCCCUCAGAUGACGGCGGCUGCUCAGUUUUAGGUUACAGAGUGAUGAAGGCGAACUACAGGUACUGAAGGCUUGAGAUUAAGCUUGCAAAUAAAAAUAAUGGAUCAUGAUCAUGCAUAUUGCCUACGAAAUAGAUUCAUUUCACACAGGUCGAUUACUGAACAUCAACGCGUCAUCUUCCUUUUACACUCACUCUACAGGCAAGAGCCCAGUGGAACCGAGAUUGGCGAUAGUUUGUACACCGAUAUCCAACCUGGUGGCGGGACUCCGGAUACGGAGCUCGACCCAACGCAACUGACUCUAGAGAGCUUCAGCACGAACAUCGUCGUAGCUAAUUUCCACAAGUUUAAGAUUGCAGUGGUGACGAAUAAGGGAAGCACCGAAACGCCAGAACAGCUUAUCAAGGCAGCCGGAGCACCAAAUGCGCUGGCGUCUGCUCCAUCGCAAGAUGUAACUGGAUCAGGACCAUCGCAAGUAAAGCUCACUUGGGGUAUCGUCCAGAACAACGGCGGCAUUGUUAUCGGGUACAUGACAUUUUCUAGAAUCUUGUCCAUGAUAAAUUAUGAAAAAGAAACAAUCAGAGCAGCACUGAUGAAGAGUAUCUUCAUGCUGAAGCUCAAUCUUCGUGAAAAAAACUACCCGUUCGUCUCCAUCGAUACGAGAACUUUUAUUACUUACUACUUCAGUUCACGAAUAUUCAAUCAACAUCCUCGCAAGCAUCAUUGGUGCAAUGGUUAGUGUAUUGGACUAGGAUCACCCGGAGGUUAGAUUUGAAGUUGGAUCUGUGAUCAGUGUGGUUCCUGUCGAAAGAUGACUAACGUCUCCGAAGUGCACCAUAGCUCCAUUCGUGGGGCGGUGAAGACUACAAGACCAAAUCAGGUAAGGCUGAGACAUGGGGCCACACUGUCUUUAGAAAAUAAUCAUGUUCGGGGAUCACCUUCUUCGUGUACUUAUAAAUAGGGUAGCGAUCAUGCAGCUAAAUAUAAAUUUUACUCACCGUUGAAGAUUUCGGCAAUGACUCCUUCCUCAGAAACAACGUCAUGAUGAUGUACUUUUAUUCACCUGGUUGGCAGUGAUCAAAAUUUGAUAAUUUCUACCACAGCUACAAGCUUUACCGAAAUGACGGCGGUGCAACGUCGAUUAGCGACACUGCAGAUACCACGUGCGGUAUGGAGAGAAAGCCCGCGCCGCAGUCAUGUACAGUCACAGGGCUGACAGCGGGUUUGAACUAUCAGAUGCAGAUAACAACAAUCAACGAAGUAGGAGACAGCGAACGCAGUCCGACGUCAAGCGUGUUCGCGGCAACAGUGCCCAUUGCACCUACGAACGUGCAGAUCACUGCGGCGUCCUACAGUCCGCCAAGUUUGACGGUAAUGAUGUUCAAUUAAGAUUUUCGUUUCGUUACAUUUUCAACUUCGGUCUACGUAAGCCUCACCAGACGAAUGUUCCGCUCGUGAGGGCUUUUUCAGCAUCCGUUAGAAAAUCGCUAUUUUUCUGAUAGAAGAUUUUACACGAAUUUGGAAAUUGAUUCUGAUAAUCUUGGAAUUCGUAGGUCACCUGGGAGCCAAGUGCGGAUCAGGGGAGCGCCGUGUUCAACUACGAGAUUGCGAUUUCUCUUGCCAGCGUGAAUCAGCCGCAGACCGUAAGUAUGGGUGGUACGGCAACUGCGCCGUGGACGUUGCUGCACGACCCAGUCCACACGAUCAACGAGGUGGACAUCACGCCGAACUUGGUCGGGAACUCGCAGUACAAGGUGAAAGUCCGCGCUUACAACAGUAUGGGCGCUUCCGCUUACUCCAGCUACACGACAACCGCGAACGGGUACGGUUACGCCGUUUCGAAGCCGAACACUGUCGCUGGCCUGCAGAGACACGAGGACACUGUGGUCACGAACACGAGCAUCAAAAUUCAGUGGAACCAGCUCACGUUCUCGGAACAAGCACGCGGUGGAUCGCAAGCAUCCGAAAUUACGUACAAGGUGUAUGCGGAUCAGGUAGACGGUCUGCAGGGUAACCUUCUGGCCACGGUUGCACCGAGGUUGGACGGCACAGCAGCUACAAACUUUCACGAACAUCUCGGUGUUACGCCAGGAAGCGUUUGGUACGUCAAUUUCCUAGACAGCCGAACUAAAAAAGUAGUCUAGGCAGAAGACACCCAAUGAUGUCCGUAACUGAUUCAUUUGGAUAAUGACCCCACGGUUUCUUGUAAGUGCACGACCAGCAUAUCAAAGAAAUAUAUCCUUACGUAUGAUAAAAAUGCAGGUACUACAAAGUUGAUGCUGGCAAUAGUGGGUACUACGACAGCACGGACGGUGACGUGGUGAGGAUGAAAGCCGCACUACCUCCAGAUCCAGUCAAAUCAGUCACGGCGACCAGUGUGAUUCAGGCCAACGUACUCAUUACUUAUUUUUUUCCACGUUAUAAAUAUCUUCUUAGUUCAUGAACUGCAAAAUCAAAUUCUAAGUCGACUGGAACAUUGAUAAAUAUGAAUAGAGCCUCCACCUGCCUUGUGCACCUUCGCUUACAACCGCAGGUUGUCUUAUCUUGGGUUCCCUCCUAAUACCACAGGUUGUCCUAUCUUGGGUCCCACCCGAGUACGACGGUGGGGACAUCAUUACCGGCUAUUUGGUCCGGUCCAACCAAGGAGCAGGGGUGUAUGUCGCAGUGGACAAUACAGCAACAAGUUACACGUUCACGACAGAGGAUUCAAAUGCCGAUCGCUCCUUUGACGUGCACGCAGUGAACACAGUGCAGAAGAGCGCAGUGCUCACGUUGGUCGUUGGUGUACACGCUUGUUUGGGUGGUUGCAUUGCGCCGUCAAUACUUACAGUCGAGUCAUCGCGAUAAAAGGUGGUAUCUUGAGGUUUAGAGGUAAAAUAUAGACGACUGUUAAUGAAAAGAAGUACUCUCUUACUUACCUACUAUAUACUAGCAUCAGACCACAUCGCGGCUGAGAUGUCAUAUGUAAGUAAAAGGGUAGGCAUGAUAUCUUUUGCCCUUUGUGUGCUCGUUAAUCUGUUUUUCGUGCUGAACAACUCGUUCGUGACAAAAGAAUAGUAAGCUGUUUUUGCUGAAAGACAACAGUAAUAUUUGACAAAUCCCACUUAGAAUCGAGGUCACAUCGUUUAUUGUCUAAGGUCUACAAUAACCAGUAAGAACUAUAGCCAAUUAUAGUCUGUAGAAGUGUUUGCUUUAUGUUCACCGUCGGAUUUCAACUACCGACAUCUAAAGAGAUUUUGAAAUAAGAAUAUCGUAGGGACAAAGGCGAAAUUAUAAUUACCAACAAAUGUGAAGGAAAUGCAACAUCGCGCGGAGCCAAAAAGGCUGUCCUGAACAAAAUUCAAAGUCGAUUUCGAGGGCUAGCCCCUCGUCGCCGCAGCAGGUACAGGGACGAAAAAACGUAGAUUCCCGUGUUAUAUUUUUUUUGGUUUUUAGUGAGAACCACAGCGGACUGCUUUGGGUAGUAAGUUAGACGGCCAUUCAUUUUUUAGUAAUAAGUAACUGCACAAUAUCUUUGUGUAGUUGGUAAAUAAACAUUGUUCUUGCAAAGAUUACACACGUCGAUGCUGCUGUCACGAUAGACCUGCGAACUAUUUUUCAUUUUUCAAAUCUCAAUUCAGUACAUACGUUUGGACAGCUGUAUACGAAUAUUGUUGUGGUGUGAUAAAAGAUGUCGUCCGCCUAUGUAUAUUGCUUUGGUGAAUUACUUAAUUAGAUUUCAUAGAAUUUGAAUUGAAGUGGUUAUUUUGAUCACAGCUUAGAUGUGAUAGUAUUCAUUUUUUUCGUAUAGAGGUAGAGUUCAACAAACAAUCAAUUAAGUAACGGUUCAUCGAAAAUCUAUGGGUUUGAGGGCUAAAAUUCGGGAGGGGUCUGCACGGUACUGUUGGUCUACAAGAGAGUGUGCCUAGCGGCGUGUAGGUUUCACUUUGUGAGAAAUUAAUCUUUUGCCUAAUGAACUGCCGGUGGUUGCUAUCGGGGGUUCCUCUGCCCUCGUCAUUCAUCAUUCAAUCUUACAAAAAGGUGGUUUUUCAUCUUCUGGGAUCUGGAACACUUAUCAACAUCUACUUCGACGAAAUGCGCAUCAAUCUAACACGUUGUAUUCGGUAGAAGUUAUUUCAGGUUUUCGUGGUGCUAUGAACUUUUUACUCUCUGCUUUCCUGCUCAGCGUGAGGUUUCGUCAAUAAAAUUGUUCUUCGAUUUUUGAAUAUCCCAUUUUUUUCUGUCACUCUGAUGAUAGCAAGUGAAAAGAUCAUCUGAUUUGGUUCCGUUCGUAUUGUAUUCAUUAUUUUUAUAGGCUUUCGCCGAUUAAUAUUUUGAUUGAAAUCAAUUACAUGCGUGUUUGCGAUUUGUGGAGAUGCAGGGCUCAUAAGGAAGCAGACAAAGGCUCCUUGGUCGAAGUAAAAGAGACCAGAAGGAGCACACAAUGACUAAAAACCACGCGAGUAGCGCCGGUUAGCAACCUGGAACCCUGGAACAAUCUCUUAAAAGAUGUUCCUUGAUACUUGUGUCUUCUGUGUGACUGGUUAGACGCUCUUGCCUUCCCAUGGCGCGGCAGUAAUCAAAGCGUUAGCAACCAAAGGGAAUCAAACCGUGAUAGCAGAGCAAAAUGACAAUACCAAAAGCGAACUUGCAAUGUGAACUGAGGAAAGUUGUAGGUCUUCGUCUUACUCAGUGAUUAGUGUAGACAAAAAGAAAUAGUAGAUUGUAGCGAAGAAAGGCUCAUCAUCGCAAAAGGCUGCCUUUUCCAUAUAUAAAAAAAUGAGGUAUGAUAGGUUGACAUGGAAAGAAUUAGUCAAAAGCUUCGUUGAAUAAGAACGCCUUUACAACAAGCAAUAGCAAAUACAUGGAAUCAAGAGCUUGAUUAUCUGACGAUCUGCAUGAAGCAACAUGCAGUGGCAGCUAUGACGUGUGGACGUGUUCUGCGAUUUUUUUCUGUUGCUAACGAACUACAUCAAGGUGCGGGCCCUAUGCGGCGCGGAUAGCACAGGAUAAAAAGCGGAACUUCUAACACCGUGCGUGUAUGACCCGAACAGGAGCAUGUACAGAUGAAUUGUACUAAAGCUAAAUCUUGUUAGAAGUAAGCUUUAUCCCUCCAUAUAUUUGCCCGCUUCGUUUCAUGCUCAUGUCACUCCGUCGGAAAUUGAGGUUCGACGCCUCUGAGUUACUAGUAAAGUUGGACCAACAUGUUGAAGUUUGGCAGUUUACAGGGGCUCUUUGUGUUAAGAAGAUUACUAAGAAUGAACUCAGCGUACAUGAUGCAGCGACGCUUGAAGCAAGCUAGAAGAGAUUAU
Messenger RNA from Amoebophrya sp. A25, 35288 nucleotides. The record is from the annotation of a GenBank genome assembly. Lineage: Eukaryota; Dinophyceae; Syndiniales; Amoebophryaceae.